Messenger RNA from Hipposideros armiger (great roundleaf bat), 5527 nucleotides. RefSeq names its product family with sequence similarity 53 member B (gene FAM53B). Gene Ontology annotation, biological process: positive regulation of canonical Wnt signaling pathway; protein import into nucleus. The coding region runs from base 370 to 1650 and encodes 426 amino acids. The transcript is spliced from 5 exons. Gene Ontology annotation, cellular component: nucleus. NCBI's taxonomy places the organism in Eukaryota, Metazoa, Chordata, Mammalia, Chiroptera, Hipposideridae. The record is from RefSeq and is a predicted model, not a curated record.
AGUUGCACACAGUUCAGGAAGUGACAAGUCGAUUUCCUCCUCCCCGGGAGCCGCUCGGUACAAAGCGCUCGGCGCCGGCGGCGGAGCGUGCGCGCGGCGGACGCGCGGCGGGCAGCCCGGACGACUCGGCGAGCGCCGGCGGCGACGGCGCGGAGCCCGCGCCCGGAUCGCCCCGCCGCGCAGAGGAGUUGACCACACUCGGCCAUUUUCUGUAAGAGCCCCACCCCGAGGGUGAGCGACUGAUGGGGAGCUGUUUCUGCUGACAUCACUCACCUGGGAGGUGCCCAGGAGAUCACCUCUGCCCAAGUGUGCCCAACGAGAUGGCUCGUGCCCACCCUGGGACAGAGCCCAACGCCUGAGGUCCUUACCAUGGUGAUGAUCCUAAGGAAAAGCCUCAGCAACCAGGGCCCUGACUCCAUAGCGUGCAAGACCUUCAACUCUGAGCUGCACACGCCAAAGAAGAUGAGUCGCGGACCGACACUUUUCUCUUGUGGAAUUAUGGAAAAUGACAGAUGGCGAGACCUGGACAGGAAGUGCCCUCUUCAGAUUGACCAGCCGAGUGCCAGCAUCUGGGAAUGCCUCCCUGAGAAGUGUCAGGAUGGCGCUCUGUGGCACCGGGAGGCAGCGACCGCCUGCGCGGUGACCAACCUGAUCAAAGACCUCAGCCUCAGCGACCACAAUGGGAACCCCUCAGCACCCCCCAGCAAGCGCCAGUGCCGGUCACUGUCCUUCUCCGAUGAAAUGUCCAGCUGCCGGACAUCAUGGCGGCCCUUGGGGUCCAAAGUGUGGACUCCGGUGGAAAAGCGGCGGUGCUACAGCGGGGGCAGCGUCCAGCGCUACUCCAGCGGCUUCGGCACCAUGCAGCGCAGUUCCAGCUUCAGCCUCCCCUCCCGGGCCAAUGUGCUGUCCUCACCCUACGACCCAGCGGGAUUUCACCACCGGUUUGGAGGCCAGCCCUGCCAAGGGGCGCCCGGCUCGGCCACCUGUGGACAGGCGGGCGACAUUUGGAGCCCCGACCUGAAUCCCGUGGGAGGGGGCCGGCUUGACAUGCAGCGGUCGCUCUCCUGCUCGCAUGAGCAGUUCUCCUUCGCAGAGUACUGUGUGCCCUCAGCCAGCAGCACCCCUGCCUCGACGCCAGAGCUGGCCAGGCGCUCCAGUGGGCUCUCCCGAAGCCGCUCCCAGCCGUGCGUCCUUAACGACAAGAAGGUCGGCGUUAAACGGCGGCGCCCUGAAGAGGUGCAGGAGCAGAGGCCUUCCCUAGACCUGGCCAAGAUGGCACAGAACUGUCAGACCUUCAGCAGCCUCAGCUGCCUGAGCGCGGGGAUGGAGGACUGCGGCCCCCACAGCCCCUUCACCUUCCACGUCAGCAGCACCCGGUCCUGGACCGCACUGCUGUCGGCCUCAGCCUCCAGCCCCGGGGGCAGGACCCCCGCCGGGACGCCAGUCCCUGAGCCUCUCCCCACAUCCUUCGAUGACCACCUCACCUGCAAGGAGGAGCUGUGCUGUGAGGAGUCAGAUGGCUGUGCCCCGGACGAGGUCUGCGGCAGGAAUGGGGAGCCGGCCAUGGCCUGGCGGGACCGCGGGGCUCCCGGGAACAGCCCUUGCUCCCUGGACGGCGAAUUGGACAUUGAACAGAUAGAGAACAACUAAGGGCGGGGCACAGGCCCCCGGUCAGGGGUGGGGAUGCAUUAGGAUCAACAGCCUUCCUCUAGGCACUAGGUGGGCACUUGAAGGGGGGAGCCCCACCCCUGGGCCUGACAGAAGCUUCCUGGAAGGUGUUGGGUCCCAGGGAGUGAGCCCACCCACCUCCUGGAGAGGCCCAGGCUGCGGGGGCCUUGGCCGACCUGGCCACACCACGCAGUGGAACCCUCAGCCGCUCACCAGCACAGCAGCCACGGUCCCCAGAACUGCUGGAGCCGCUAGAGCAGCUGCUCGGUUUGGGUCUCUCUCCCCGCUUUCCUCGUGGGACAUCAGCCACCAGCAUCCAGGUCACCCCCGCUGGGCAGUCUCACAGCUCCGCUCUGCAUGCUCUCAGGGGGACCUGGGCUCAGGUCCAUCCUGUGGCGGCACGGCCUUUCUUGGCCUCCUGCUCAGGUUCAGUUUUGGGGAGUCGGCCCCACUGUUUCUUUCACUCAGUUUUAUUCUGUGCCUUCUCUCCCAGGUCUCCCUGCUCCAGGCUUGGGAAGGUUCAGGAGAUGCUUCCUUCUGUAGUGACACCAGAACCAUUUGGCCUUAAUUCCAAGUGUGAAAGACAGAGGCCCAGGGGUGCUGGGGCGGCCCUCCACGUCUGAACUCUCAGGGCCCAGAGAACAACUUGGGGUGCUUGGUAGAGGACAUCUUCAUUGGGUAGACAUUUGGUGGAUCUGUUGGCCGAAAAGACAGACCCACUUAACCUCUGCCAUGCACAGAGAGCCUGACCCCGUGGCUCUCUGCCACUCCGGGGGCCGCUUUGGCAGCGUUGGCAGCUGGCAGCCAUUCCCUGUGGCUCACCUGUCACUAAGUGAUGAGUUAGUUGAUUCAGGUGACUGGAGAGAUGUCACCAUAAAAGGGCAACCUCUUGAAGAUGUCCUCAGGAGGGAGGAGCCAUGAGCAGUUACACAAACCCAAGUCCCGUGCAUAUUUCAGGGGUGGAGGAUGUCUGCUGGCCGCUCUGGGCGGGGCCUGGAUCAAGGAUCUGAAGGCCCCUGCAGUGUUCAUUGGUGGUGGGGACGCUGGCUUUAAUCAAGGUGCCGCGUUGGCCUCGGGACUAGCCCACCUGCCAGUCAGCUGGGGGAGCAGAGCGUUUUCAGUGCUGCCUCCUUGCUGCGGCCCCACCUGGAGGCACACUGGCACCCUCCCAGUUCCUCGCACCCCGCAGACUCCCUGGUGGCGGUGGUGACAAGGAUCCCUGCCCCCCAAGGUCUCGCUCUCAGCGGCUCCCGUCCAGCCUGGCUGCAGACACGUGCCCUGGGCGCUGCUCUCUUGGAAUUGGGCUUUUAGCAAGCUCCGCAUCUUCUGCAGACAAUAGCAAUUGGGUCGGCUUAUGAGCAAGUGGCUCCUUUUCCCAAAAGGCUAAAAAUAACUGGUGCGCUCUCUGGAGUUUGCUGACACGUGAAAAGGCACUUUCGUAGUCACGCUGCUUCUGCUCAUCUUGUUAACAGCAAAUGCCUCAUUGCUUUUCCCCUAAAGAGAGACCCAAUUGGGAAGCUUUACUUAAACCUUCACUUUUUUAUAUCAUAAGUGUGGUGUCUCAGGUCCUGAUUUAUAGGUGGCUUUUCCUACAAGUCAGCCAUAAGGUUCUUGCAGAAAACCCCAAGUCAGUGGCCUCGGAGAUGGUAUCGAAGCCUCUGGUUGGGAAGCACAUGGGUGUGCGGGCGCUGGGCAGGGCCUGGGGUGUGAACCAGCUUCGCCUCUGGUUCCCCCUGGAGAGCCAAACCACAGAGCUGGUGGCUCUGGUAGACGAUCUCGCCCAAUCCCCACCUGGUGGGUUGGGGAGGCCAUGUCUUCUUAGAGGUGACCGGAGGAGGCGGGGGCUGUCAUUGGGUGACAUCUGGCAGAGUAUGAAUUGAGUGCUUCAUGUCCUCAGAAAGCCUGGGGUGGGAGGUACUGGCAUCUGGCCCACACCCAGAGGGGCCACAGAGGGACCACGGCCCGUGAAACAGUCCUUCCUCCGCCAGGAGAGGCAAGGCCCCAUCUCCUGGUCCACACCGCAGUGAGGGGUGGGGAUUUGAGCUAGGACGGGCCUGGACAGCAGCCCCCAUAUGCCUUUCCUCAGAGCCAGGAGGGGAUGCACAUGGGGGUGGGUGUCCCAGGUGACCUGCCCGCAGACCCUGCCGGCCACCUACCCCUAAGCUGGUCCUACUGACCCGCAAGCACAGCCUUGGGGCCCUUUCAGGCUGAAGGGAUCCUGGUCCAAGGCAGGGUCUGGCCCUUCCCAGUCGCCUCAGGCCGCUCUUGACUGUCCUCCCCCUGGCGGAUCUCCUAGCUCAAACCCACAGCAUCAGCAACGAGGGGAGAGAAUGGCCGAUGUCCUUUGUGCUCGGAGAAGAAGGCCUUCAGCUGACUUCACAUUGGUCCUGAUGGGAGUGUGCAGACUCCACGUAGAAGUACCGCCACCCCGCUGGCCCCAGGUCUUCUGGUCUUAGAGCUCUUGAACGGAGGGAGGCUCAACCCAGCAGGUCCCCCCCCCAUGCUUCUGUCCCCAGGGGCAGUAGGUGGGCCGGCGGACUCACCCCACAAAAGCCUUACUUUUGUCGGGGCCCUGCCUUUUGCAGCUGAUGCCCAUGAAGUCCUGCCUGUGAAGGGAGACUGAGGGAGAGCUGGGCCAGACCACUGCCUUUGGGGGGUGGGGGGGCCUGAAGGACAAGAGCAGGAUCGUGGCUCCAGGAGAGCUGGGUGGGGAGGAGAGGCGCACUGUCACAUGGCAUCCCCGCCCACUCCUAAGGCGCGCCCUCUAAAGCCGCUGUCUGCCGUGGGGGCCGGGCCCCACUGUUCACAGUGCCGCAAACCCUCUUGCCUUACUCGCAGUGGAGGCGGGGCCCGGCCCAGGGCCCACAGGCACACGCGACACCCGGGCCACAGGGGAGCCUGCUCCGACCACGUAUACGGAGUUUCAUUCUCAGAAAGCCUUACUUUUCAACAAAAUUUUUGUAGCAGGAAAGUUUUGUGAAUUUGUACUCUGAAAGAAAAUUUCAAUAAAGGAAAGCUCGCAUUAUAUUAAAAAAAAAAAAAAGAAAGAAAACCCAAACUUCCAAGUGGGUCUCCCCAUGCGGGUGGCGUGUGGGUCCCCAGGUCCGGCUGACGCUGCCCGAGGGGGCGUUCAGGGCACCGCCUGUCUGAGCGGCGUUUCGAGCACACUGGAUGCCCUGCUGCGUCUCCGUGUCGGCGCACGAGGUUGAAGUGAUGCCCUCUGGCCUCGGGGCCGGUCACCUAAGUGAUGACCGCUUCUGGCUCUGCGCCUGGAGCGUGAGCGGUCCCUUCAAACACCAGGGCUGGGCAGCCUGGCAGGUGCCGCCCAGACUCUGCUCCCACAGAGGCAGUGGGGCCGCCUCUUCCUACAGCCACACAGGUGGUCAAACCCCUCCCACUGGUGCCAGUCACAGGAAACCAUUGCCUCUUUAAAGAGAAAAGAAAAAGAUUAAAAAAAAAAAAUCCCAGACCGCAGCAGAGACCUUGUAGCCUAGGUAGGGCAGUCUGACCUUCUAGCAUAGUCUCUUUGGCAAAAAAAUUGUGAUUCCAGUGUGUGGGGGGGAUGUCCUGGAGGCUUGGUGGCAGCGCGUAGGCUGUUUCUGGGGCUGCAGCAUGCUUUCCGACACGUAUGUACUUCAGGAAGGCUGGUGGCCAGAGCGCGUGGGGUUGGGCCAGGCCCCCACCCAGGGCAGAGCGACCUUUGUGCCGAGGGCGCUGGGUCUGUGCCACCCACCUCCACCCCCGCAGCCUGGCCCCCCACGCAGGCCACCACUGUCUUGCACUAGGAGCCGCUCUAGUCUCUCAGGAAUUUGCUCGUUACUUUUACUUUGUAAAUAAAGCUUCCUGGUUCAAUAUCCAA